AUGUCUCUGGACGGUGUGUGGGCUCCACUGGCAGCAGACAUAGGAGAUGGGCCUGCCAAGAAAGCUGACGACCAGGCCUCCAUGCAGACUGCCUCCCUAAAGGAUGGCCCAGCAAAGAGGGCAGUGUGGGUCCGCCGGGAAAGUACCGCGACGGAAGAUCCUGCAAAGGCAACUGUAUCCAAGGACAGGCCGAAGCUAGAGGUGACCAAAGCAGUGGUUGUGGACCUUGGCACCGGCUUCUGUAAAUGUGGCUUUGCUGGUCUGCCAAAACCCACUCAUACGAUCUCAACAACAGUGGGCAAGCCCUAUAUGGAGACAGCCAAGACCGGGGAUAAUCGUAAAGAGACCUUCGUGGGGCAUGAGCUUCUUAACCCAGAAAUACAUCUCAAGUUGGUCAACCCCCUGCGCCACGGCAUCAUCGUGGACUGGGACACGGUGCAGGACAUCUGGGAAUACCUCUUCCGGCAGGAAAUGAAGAUCGCUCCAGAGGAGCAUGCCGUCCUGGUUUCAGAUCCACCCCUGAGCCCUCACACCAACAGAGAGAAGUAUGCCGAGAUGCUGUUUGAGACCUUUAACACACCCGCCAUGCACAUCGCCUACCAGUCCCGCCUGUCCAUGUACUCAUACGGACGUACCUCUGGCCUGGUGGUGGAGGUUGGCCACGGUGUGUCCUAUGUGGUCCCCAUCUAUGAGGGUUAUCCUUUGCCCAGCAUCACAGGGAGGCUAGACUACGCAGGAUCUGACCUGACCACCUACCUGAUGAGCUUGAUGAACAACUCUGGAAAACACUUCACUGAGGACCAGGUCAGCAUUGUAGAGGACAUCAAGACGAAAUGCUGCUUCGUGGCUCUGGACCCCAUUGAAGAGAAGAAAAUCCCUGGCAUUGAACAUGAGAUCCAUUACACUCUGCCUGAUGGAAAAGAGAUCCGUCUGGGCCAAGAGAGGUUCCUCUGCUCAGAGAUGUUCUUCAAGCCAUCUCUGAUCAAAUCCAUGCAGCUCGGCCUCCACACCCAGACAGUGUCCUGCCUUAACAAGUGUGACAUUGCGCUCAAGCGAGACCUCAUGGGGAACAUCCUGCUCUGUGGGGGCAGCACUAUGCUCAAGGGCUUCCCUAACCGUCUGCAGAAAGAACUGAGCAGCAUGUGUCCCAAUGACACCCCACAGGUAAACGUGCUGCCUGAGAGAGACACUGCAGUGUGGACUGGUGGCUCUAUCCUCGCCUCACUCCAGGGUUUUCAACCACUGUGGGUCCACCGCUUUGAAUACGAGGAACAUGGGCCUUUCUUCCUGUACAGAAGGUGCUUCUGA
Acomys russatus (golden spiny mouse) is the source of this 1308-nucleotide messenger RNA. RefSeq names its product actin like 7A (gene Actl7a). Gene Ontology annotation, cellular component: cytoplasm; nucleus. NCBI's taxonomy places the organism in Eukaryota, Metazoa, Chordata, Mammalia, Rodentia, Muridae. Bases 1 to 1308 code for a protein of 435 amino acids. The transcript has a single exon. The record is from RefSeq and is a predicted model, not a curated record.